Symbiodinium necroappetens is the source of this 855-nucleotide messenger RNA. The record is from the annotation of a GenBank genome assembly. NCBI's taxonomy places the organism in Eukaryota, Dinophyceae, Suessiales, Symbiodiniaceae.
AUGGAGGACGGCGAUGCUGACCCCAGUGAGUACUCCGUUCUGAGCACGCAGGAGGGACAUGAUUACGAGCAUACACUAGCCGAAAUCUUCAGAUCGUAUGGGUACGCUGUACAGACGAACGUGUACUACUUCCGUUCUGGCGAGAGCUGGAUGCGUGAGCGCGACACAGGCUCGCUUCACUCUGCUCGUAAGUUUUCUUAUAUCAUGAAGGAAAAGAGCCAGCGUAUCAAAUCCACCGAAGAGAUCAAGAAUGAGAUGCAACAGCAUGUGACUCGAGUCAGAAGAGCUGGCUUCAAGAAGUUUGCUUGCCUUCUAGAUGAAUGGCAGCGGCAGGGAGCAGAAGCACAGGUCCCGAUGGCCUACUCGCGGACUGAAGUUCCAAUGCACGAGGUGGAUAUACUGAUUGAGCCUUUGCGCACAACCCCGGUGCCGCGGCGCGAGCUGGCAAAAGUGCUAGUGAGAAGCUCGCUCGGCGAAGGGCUCGACUUGAAAGAAGUUGCGGAAACCUAUUUCAAAAACGGGGCACUUCUUCAAGUAACCACGUCUGGCAAAUUCACCCAGAGAAGGCGCCGUCAACUACAAAGACAGGAUGACGUGGCGGCGUAUUUGCAGUACAAAAGUUUAUUCUUCUUCAACGGUGAUGAUCUGCCCAGUGUCAGAAAGCAGGUCGGUGAUCAGGCAGUAUGGUUUCACAAGAUUUCGGUCAGGGACUUUCACAUCUUGACUGUCAGCGCCCAGAACGAGACCAUCAGCACCCUGAACAAGACCGUCAAGCAGCUGGAACGUGGCAUGUGGGUUCUCUUGUGUGUUGCUGCCGUCGUUGUGGCAUGGAUGUGCAGAAGCACCACAAGCUGA